Cantharellus anzutake is the source of this 1306-nucleotide messenger RNA. RefSeq lists its product as uncharacterized. The record is from RefSeq and is a predicted model, not a curated record. Lineage: Eukaryota; Fungi; Basidiomycota; Agaricomycetes; Cantharellales; Hydnaceae. The transcript has 2 exons. The annotation marks the transcript as partial.
AAUAUCGAUGAUGUCCAUGUCGAAAUUCGAGAGUCGGAGGUUAUCCGUCCUGCCGGUCUCAAAAUGUACAAGCCCGUCCCCACCUCCCACCCCACCGCCCAGGCCCGGGAGCCUUGCUCCACUGCCCUUGGUCUCCCCAUCUGUGCCGAAGCUACCCCGUUCAUCGAGGGAACUGGUGGUUUCUUCAUCUCCGACCCCCGCAACCCUGGCAAGAUUUACCUUGUCACGGCCAGACACGUUCUCUUCCACCCCGAUGAAGGACCCAAUGAGCUCCACUGGCAUCGCAACUCCAGCCAGCGCCGUAGGAAUGUCUUGCUGUUUAGCGACGCUGCGAUAGAGGAUCAUAUCCUGGCCAUCGGGUCCGAGAUCGGUGGCAAGAACAUCGUCAUCGAGCACUUCAAGCGCCGGUUGGAGGAUGCUGAGCAGAUGGAUGAGGAGGAGGCUGAGGCAGAGCGCAAUCAGGUCCUGCCCCAGUUGGAGGAGUUGAGGAAUGCGAUUGGAGCCCUUGAGAAGUUCCUUGCGGAUGUCUCCGGAGAAUGGAAGAACCGGAAAAACCGUGUUCUCGGACACGUUGUUCUGUCUCCCCCCAUCGGUCUCAACGUUGGAGAGGAAGGAUUCAUGGAGGAUUGGGCGGUGAUUGAGAUCGACGAUUCCAAAGUCGAUUUUUCUAACUUCGUUGGAAACGUCAUUGACCUCGGCACCAUCAUCCCCAUUGAUGAGUUCACGGCCUGGAUGUCCCCUCACCCCACCAACCCGCCUUCGUUCAAAUAUCCGGGAAACCGUCUCCUCAAGUUCUAUGGCACCAUCUCAGACGAGGAGAUGUGGAAGCUUGGCCCAAAGACUGUCGACCACCACAAUGACCCAUCCAUUAUGGUCAUCAAGCGUGGCUACGGCUCUGGCCUCACUGUCGGACGCCUCAACACCAUCCGUUCAUUCACCAGAGUGUACUUCAAGGGUCAGCCCAGUCAGAUGUCAAAGGAGGUCGCUGUCUUGCCUCGCAAUUCUGAAUCAGGAGCUUUUUCUAAGCUCGGCGACUCUGGUUCCGUUGUCGUCGAUGGCAAGGGCAGGUUUGCAGGCUUGCUCACUGGCGGCGCUGGAGUCACCGAAGCGUCCGACUGCACCUAUCUUACGUCCAUUAAUUUCCUUCUCAAGCGCAUGCUGGAACACGGUCUCAAGGCCAAUCUCUCAAGUACCCCUCUGUAUUACAAUUCAAAAAUCUCGGUCUCCGGACCAAUCCGCAAUCAAUGGAUUUGAUGCAGACCAGCCCAAUACCGUUUUCAAUACAAAUGAUAAGUUACAUGGAACG